UUCCACAGAGCGAUCAAUGAGGACUUUGAGCCCAGUUUUCAGGAAGAUAAGUGUGACUGGGAACAGAAAAUAAUUCCGGUAGAGGAAAUCGCGGUUCAAGUCGAGAGGCGUGCAGGAACUGCGCUUCAGUUCAGUGCGCUGGCAGUGUCAGGUGCAUCGCGGGCCAUGGCGUUCGGCGGUGCGGUUCUGCUGUUCCUCGGGGUUUCAGGUGCUUGCCUUUCUGUGUCCCAGUCUGAGGAAAAGCAGCAGAGCAGACUCACUGCAGGAGAGUCCUUCACCUUCCCUGAUGCAAUAAUACUGUCAGGACAUCUAAAGUACACAGGCCUGGGCAGUAUUAUAACUGUCCAAAAUAAUGUCAGUGACACUGACUAUGAAACAAGCUUCAGAGGGAGAGUAUAUUGGGACAGCAGGACUGGACAGAUUACCAUCACAAAUCUAACUGUGCAGGACUCUGGAGAGUUUGAACUGGAGUCAACAAAAGCAAAUCGCUUUACCAAGAACUUCAUUCUCAAAAUCUACAAGCCGGUGUCGAAGCCCCAGGUGUGGGUCAUCAAUUCCAGCUGCACUGCAGUGUGCUCUGUGGAGAUGGGGCCAGGCGUGAACAUGGCCUGGAAUACCAAGACACUCGAUCAGCCCCAGGUUCACAAUAACAUCAUGACUACAAAACUGGACUUGAAAGGACAGCCCCCCCCAUUCAAGUGCUCAGCCUGGAACCCAGCUGACAUGAAGUUAGCUGUUCUCUCCCCUCCAGAAAAUUGCACAGAACAUAAAACACCAGAUGACAACACAAAAUGGAUUGUGGUGUCAAUAACUGUGGUGGCAAUUACUGUGUUAAUUGUGGUGGGAGGGUUUUUCUUGAGGAAAAAGAGGCAAGAGAGGAAUCAGCUAUAAACUUUUAUGAAGAAACAUGGUUACAUUUCAUUUCAUAUGGCGUUACACCCUGGAGCAAACAAGAUUCAGAACUCUGCUCUGGAGUGAGAACUCCCUGCAUUGCUUUAUGUACCUCAGUGUUAUUUUUCUGUACUUUUAUAAGGCUUGACUUUGUCAAUAAAAUCCUAAAAAAGCA
Molecule: messenger RNA, 1066 nt
Organism: Lepisosteus oculatus (spotted gar)
Lineage: Eukaryota; Metazoa; Chordata; Actinopteri; Semionotiformes; Lepisosteidae
Source: RefSeq, a predicted model, not a curated record